CUGCUCAGGGCUGGGGUGGGCGUGUGCUUCUGUGUUCCACGCCCACUCAGUGGCAGGAAGGGAGGGAGCAGGCGGCGAGAAUCAGGGCAGGCGUGUCAGCGCGUUACAUUGCGGAGCAUGGGCGCUGUAUAGCUUUCCCCUCCCUCCCUUCCCCACCAACCACAACAACCCCCCCCCCCGCCCUGACCGAACACUAUCGCUUCCGAGAGGCGCUCUCUCACCCCAGCCGAGCGGUUGGGGGUAAUUUACAACGGAGGCGACGGGGUGUCGAAUUGAAGAGCCGACAUGUCGCGCUCCGUGUUGCAGCCCAGUCAGCAGAAGCUGGCGGAGAAGCUCACUAUCCUUAACGACAGGGGGGUCGGGAUGCUCACUCGCCUGUACAACAUCAAGAAGCAAGGACAAGUCUGGAAGGCAUGUGGGGAUCCCAAAGCAAAGCCUUCUUAUCUGAUCGACAAAAAUCUUGAAUCUGCUGUCAAGUUUAUUGUCCGGAAAUUUCCAGCAGUCGAAACACGCAAUAAUAAUCAACAGCUUGCACAACUUCAGAAAGAGAAAUCUGAGAUUCUGAAAAACCUGGCACUAUACUACUUUACCUUUGUUGAUGUUAUGGAAUUUAAGGACCAUGUAUGCGAGUUGCUGAACACUAUUGAUGUCUGCCAGGUCUUCUUCGAUAUUACGGUUAACUUUGAUUUAACAAAGAACUAUCUAGAUCUGAUUGUAACCUACACAACACUAAUGAUCUUGCUUUCUCGGAUUGAGGAGAGGAAAGCCAUUAUUGGACUCUACAACUACUCUCACGAAAUGACCCAUGGGUCAAGUGAUCGGGAAUAUCCUCGACUUGGACAGAUGAUAGUGGACUAUGAAAACCCUUUGAAGAAGAUGAUGGAGGAGUUUGUUCCCCAUAGUAAAUCUCUAUCAGAUGCCCUCUUAUCACUGCAAAUGGUUUAUCCAAGAAGGAAUCUUUCAGCUGAGCAGUGGCGCAAUGCACAACUUCUGAGUCUCAUCAGUGCUCCUAGUACAAUGCUGAACCCAGCACAAUCUGACACGAUGCCAUGUGAGUACCUUUCACUCGACACAAUGGAGAAGUGGAUUAUUCUCGGAUUUAUCUUGUGCCAUGGAAUACUAAACACAGAUGCUACAUCAUUGAAUCUGUGGAAGCUUGCCCUGCAAAGCAGUUCUUGCCUUUGUCUUUACAGAGAUGAAGUUUUUCAUAUCCACAAGGCUGCAGAAGAUCUAUUCGUCAAUAUCAGAGGCUACAACAAAAGGAUAAAUGACAUCAGGGAGUGUAAAGAGAAUGCAGUAUCACAUGCAGGAGCAACACACAGAGAAAGGCGCAAAUUUUUAAGGUCUGCAUUGAAAGAACUUGCUACCGUACUUGCCGAUCAGCCAGGCCUUCUGGGUCCCAAAGCACUUUUUGUAUUCAUGGCAUUAUCUUUUGCCCGUGAUGAAAUAAUAUGGCUACUCCGUCAUGCAGACAACAUUCCCAAGAAAGUUGCAGAUGACUUUAUGGAUAAGCACAUUGCUGAGCUCAUAUUUUAUAUGGAAGAACUUCGAGCGCAUGUACGGAAGUACGGACCAGUGAUGCAGCGAUACUAUGUGCAGUACUUGUCUGGCUUUGAUGCAGUUGUAUUAAAUGAGCUUGUUCAGAAUCUUUCUGUGUGCCCUGAGGAUGAAUCCAUUAUAAUGUCGUCAUUUGUAAACACUAUGACCUCCCUGUGUGUGAAACAAGUUGAAGAUGGAGAGGUUUUUGACUUCAGAGGAAUGAGACUGGAUUGGUUUAGAUUGCAGGCAUAUACCAGUGUUUCCAAAGCUUCAUUAAGUCUCGCAGACCACAAAGAACUUGGAAAAAUGAUGAACACUAUAAUAUUCCAUACCAAAAUGGUGGAUUCCUUAGUGGAGAUGUUGGUGGAGACAUCAGACCUUUCAAUAUUUUGCUUUUACAGCCGAGCUUUUGAGAAAAUGUUUCAGCAGUGUUUGGAGCUGCCUUCCCAGUCAAGAUAUUCAAUCUCCUUCCCACUUUUAUGCACUCACUUUAUGAGUUGCACUCAUGAACUUUGCCCUGAAGAGCGGCAUCACAUUGGAGACCGCAGUUUGUCACUAUGUAACAUGUUCUUGGAUGAAAUGGCAAAGCAAGCUCGAAAUCUAAUUACAGACAUCUGCACAGAACAAUGUACUCUUUGUGAUCAGUUGCUGCCAAAGCACUGUGCCAAAACAAUCAGUCAAGCGGUUAACAAAAAGUCGAAAAAGCAGACUGGAAAGAAAGGAGAACCAGAAAGGGAAAAACCUGGAGUUGAAAGCAUGAGAAAGAAUAGACUUGUGGUAACAAACUUGGAUAAAUUGCACACUGCACUUUCAGAGCUCUGUUUCUCUAUCAACUAUGCACCAAAUAUGGUUGUAUGGGAACACACAUUUACCCCAAGAGAGUAUUUGACGUCGCACUUGGAAAUCCGCUUUACCAAGUCUAUUGUUGGCAUGACCAUGUACAAUCAAGUCACCCAAGAGAUUGCUAAACCUUCUGAGUUGUUAACAAGUGUAAGAGCCUACAUGACUGUACUCCAGUCAAUAGAAAACUAUGUGCAGAUUGACAUCACAAGGGUUUUUAACAAUGUUCUGCUUCAGCAAACUCAACAUUUAGACAGCCAUGGAGAGCCAACAAUCACCAGUUUAUACACUAAUUGGUAUUUGGAAACACUACUGAGGCAAGUAAGCAAUGGACAUAUAGCCUGUUUCCCAGCAAUGAAAGCUUUUGUAAACCUGCCAACUGAGAAUGAGCUUACAUUUAAUGCAGAAGAGUAUUCCGAUAUCUCUGAAAUGAGAGCACUCUCUGAGCUGCUGGGACCAUAUGGCAUGAAGUUUCUGAGUGAGAGCCUCAUGUGGCAUAUUUCCUCUCAGGUGGCUGAGCUAAAGAAACUUGUUGUGGAGAAUGUGGAGGUCUUAACCCAUAUGAGGACAAGUUUUGAUAAGCCAGAGCAGAUGGCAGCCCUUUUCAAAAGGCUUACAUCCGUUGACAGUGUCUUGAAGAGGAUGACCAUUAUUGGAGUUAUAUUGUCUUUCCGAUCUCUUGCACAGGAAGCACUGAGAGAUGUUUUGUCUUACCACAUUCCUUUUCUUGUAAGCUCUGUUGAAGACUUCAAGGAUCACAUUCCUAGAGAGACGGACAUGAAGGUUGCAAUGAAUGUGUAUGAGUUAUCAUCAGCAGCUGGAUUGCCCUGUGAAAUAGACCCUGCCUUGGUUGUGGCACUGUCCUCUCAAAAAUCUGAAACCAUCAGUCCAGAGGAAGAGUACAAAAUAGCCUGUCUGCUCAUGGUGUUUGUGGCUGUUUCUAUGCCAACGUUGGCUAGUAACGUCAUGUCGCAAUAUAGUCCUGCAAUUGAAGGUCAUUGCAACAACAUACACUGUUUGGCAAAGGCAGUCAACCAAAUUGCGGCAGCACUAUUUACCAUUCACAAAGGGAGCAUUGAAGAUCGUCUGAAAGAAUUCUUGGCGCUUGCAUCCUCCAGCCUACUAAAGAUUGGCCAAGAGACUGAUAAAACUACUACAAGAAACAGGGAAUCUGUUUAUUUGCUGCUAGAUAUGAUUGUGCAAGAAUCACCAUUCCUGACCAUGGAUCUGCUGGAGUCCUGCUUCCCAUACGUCUUACUGAGAAAUGCGUACCACGCGGUUUACAAACAGAGUGUCACAUCCUCUGCAUAAAUAUUUACUUUGCGGAACAAACCGGCGCUCAGUUGUAAUGCCUCAAUUUUCCCCAGAAACUGUGGUGGAGUACUUUUACUGAAUGGUUUGGAAAAACAAAACAAACAAACAAAAACAAAAAAAAAAAAAGAAACUGUUUUGUGACUAAAACUCUAUCUCUAUUCCAUUGUCUUUUUGACCAGUGGUUUCUUGGUGCAGUAUUCCUUCCAUAUAAGCUUGGUUGGUUGCACUUCACUAAGGAGAAAAAAAAAUUUGUUUCUUUGAACGGUUACAUUAUGAAAACAAGAACAAAAAAAUCCUGAAAAUGGUUUCAACCACGCUACUUUUGCUCUGUUUUGAUAUCGGAUCAUUCUAAAUAUUAUUGCUUGUUUAUUUCAAAGAAAAAAAAAUGUAUUUAGUGAUUAUUUUAGUUGGUGAUAUAGGUGACAUCUUUGUGUAAAUUAUUUCAUACAGGAGAAAUUCUAAUCUAUACCUUCUUUUAUGUUCUUACCGAUGACAAUUUGGAUAGGUGAUUCUGUGAUUUCCGUGAAGUAAUUGAACCAUGUAACUACCCCCACCCCCCCAUUCCACUUGCCCAAAAUGCUUGCAAAAAAAAACACUAGUAACGUGAAAGUUAAAAUUUCACAAAUCUUAAUCGUCUCAGUAUUUUCAACACGGAUCUCCUCCUUGAGGUUUUUAAGCAACAUCAAAUGUUGUGUGUAAAAAGCAUAGUAUUUCUUUUUUUUUUUUUUUAAAGACUAACUUCUGCCAUUUCCUCUUGGCAUUAACACUACCAUUGUACCCUGAUAUAUGGUAUGAUAUAAAAACAUUCUUAUGCGUUUAUCAAAUGUUCAUACAUUGUUUUCCCCUUAACCACUUUUAUAUGUUUUAACUUUUUGAAAUUCAAGUGUAACUUCCAUAACAUACAAUAAACACUGAACUGUAUCAAACAA
Messenger RNA from Xenopus laevis (African clawed frog), 4622 nucleotides. It is a transcript of the gene nckap1.S, whose product is annotated as NCK-associated protein 1 S homeolog. The record is from RefSeq and is a predicted model, not a curated record. NCBI's taxonomy places the organism in Eukaryota, Metazoa, Chordata, Amphibia, Anura, Pipidae. The coding region runs from base 286 to 3690 and encodes 1134 amino acids. The transcript has 32 exons.